AUGUUUGUGUAUUUCCAGAAAACUCUUCCAAGUCCUUGUGGAUUCCAACAAGGAACAUUAAACUUCAACAUGGAUCUGAGAGAGGAACUGACCAGACUAAUGAGGACCUUGCAGCUGAAGCCUCACCCUGUACCUGUAGCUGUAGACAGACAACUACUCCAGCCCCAAAUAGCAGUAGCCCCAAGCAACACGCUGAAGAUAAGGAAUGGGAGGAGAAUGAGACAGAGGACAAACAAUCCAGAGAUGACCUGGGGGAUGGUAAAGAACCUUGCCACACUAGCAGUCAUCAGUUGUGCCACGGUGCAGGUUGCCCUGGACAAAGCCAGAGAAGGUCGGACCAGCAUUGUCAUUGCCCACCGUUUGUCAACCAUCCAGAACUCGAAUAUCAUUGCUGUCAUGUCACAGGGAACAGUGAUUGAGAAGGGGACCCAUAAAGAACUGAUGGCUCAGAAAGGAGCCUACUAUAAACUAGUUCCUUAG
Messenger RNA from Myotis myotis, 480 nucleotides. RefSeq names its product multidrug resistance protein pgp-1-like. The record is from RefSeq and is a predicted model, not a curated record. Gene Ontology annotation, molecular function: ATPase-coupled transmembrane transporter activity. NCBI's taxonomy places the organism in Eukaryota, Metazoa, Chordata, Mammalia, Chiroptera, Vespertilionidae.